This is a messenger RNA of Papilio machaon (common yellow swallowtail), 3455 nucleotides long. Its product is annotated as laccase-4-like. Gene Ontology annotation, molecular function: copper ion binding; oxidoreductase activity. The record is from RefSeq and is a predicted model, not a curated record. The transcript is spliced from 11 exons. The coding region runs from base 543 to 3002 and encodes 819 amino acids. NCBI's taxonomy places the organism in Eukaryota, Metazoa, Arthropoda, Insecta, Lepidoptera, Papilionidae. Gene Ontology annotation, biological process: iron ion transport. Gene Ontology annotation, cellular component: plasma membrane.
AAGCUGAAUAUUUGACGACGAAAGGAUUGCGUUAGUUCAGUCGUGUCGCGGAGUAAGCGUGGGCAAGACUCUCAAGUCUUUUACGCAUCAUUCCGCCCAUUAAAGGCUAAUUUUCCAAUAGAAAUAACAAUACGAACGAAAUAACCCUUGAGACCGCGCGACGCCAUUUUUGCACACUGACGUACAACCAUUCUAUUUUUAAAUUUUGCCGCGAAAGUUUCUUAACCUGGUCAUAAGUCAAAUGGCUUUUUUCACGGUCGGUGUGCAUCCAGCCAGUAUUGACAGAUAAAUUGCUUGUGAGAUUAUCAGCAAAGAGUUUUUAAUGAACUUUUGACUUUUAAAAAUAAUCACAGUGGAUCCGUUUGUGAAAAGAAAGAUGAAAGUAUUUAAGAAGAAACUUCGUUUCUCAAUAGCUUGCCGUUAAUUUUGAACUUAUAUUCGUUGUGUAGCUGUUUUAUUUGCAAGUAUUUCACAUAUCAGAAGCGACGUGAAAGAAUCGUGGAGUUAUCAGACUUUAGAAUAGUCGACAUAAAAGAUUUACAAUGAUGCAUAGACAUUACGCAGUUUGCAUCUUGCUCGUGAGUCUUUCUGUUGCUUAUACGAAAGAAAUCCUGAGAUUUCCAAUAUCCGAUGAUAUAUCUACAUUAACUACAGAGUACAGCAGUGAAGGUACAUUCGAAAAUUUGGAAGAUCAAUCCAUAACAAGUGACUUAGAAGAUACGAGAAAACGAGAAAGUGAUAGUAAUAUAGAAGACGUGGAAAUAAACGAUGAAAAUAAUAUAAAAGCUUUCAAUCGUAGUCAACCUUUUAGGACACUAGAGAGUGCUUCCAGAGUUUUACUUCCAGCUAAUUAUAAUCAUUCUAUAAACGAUGUGCUAUAUGAAAGGAAACCAGAAAAUGUUACUGAGAUCACAAAAAAUAAAAAGAAUACAGAAGAGAACGUUGUUCGUUCACCUAGUUAUAAAAAAUCAAAAAUCAGAGCUCACGUAAAAUAUGAUGAAGUUACAGGUGAAUUGAUAAAUGAAGAUCAUCCAUGUCAAAGAGAAUGUGUAGAAGGAGAUGAACCUAUGAUUUGCCAUUACCAUUUCAAUCUAGAAUGGUAUCACACAAUGAGUAAAGCUUGUUAUGACUGUCCGUACAAUUUAACAGAUUGUAAUAGGAUUGAUUGUAUACCAGCAGACGGUAUGAGGAGAGCAUUAAAUGUUAUUAAUAGAAAAAUGCCUGGUCCUGCUAUAGAGGUUUGUCACAAUGAUAUCAUUGUAGUUGAUGUGGAAAAUGAUUUGAUGACUGAGAGCACAACAGUACAUUGGCAUGGGCAGCAUCAAAGAGGAACUCCAUACAUGGAUGGAACUCCAUACGUGACGCAGUGUCCUAUAUUACCGGAAUCAACAUUCAGGUAUAAGUUUACAGCAACGCACGCCGGCACACAUUUCUGGCACUCACAUUCCGGUAUGCAGAGAGCAGAUGGCGCGGCUGGAGCACUGAUUAUUAGAAAACCCAGGACUCUGGAUCCUCAUGGUCAGCUUUAUGACUAUGAUAAGUCAGAGCAUGUAAUGAUUGUAACUGACUGGAUUCACGAGUUAUCAGUAUCUAUGUUCGUCGACCAUCAUCACUCUAUCGGUGACAACAAGCCUCCUACUUUAUUGAUUAACGGCGUCGGUCGCUUUAGGGUAUUUAAUGAAACCGCCGAACCUAAAUAUAUGAAAGCUGCUACUUUCAACGUUGAUAAGGGCUAUAAAUAUCGUUUCCGUGUGAUUAAUGCUGAAUUUCUCAACUGUCCCAUCGAGUUAUCAGUUGACGACCACAAUAUAACAGUAAUUGCGUCAGAUGGUUAUGAACUGGAGCCAAUAACGGCCACAUCUCUGGUAACUUAUGCCGGUGAACGAUAUGACUUCGUUCUCGAUGCCAACCAAGAUGUUAAUAACUAUUGGAUACGAUUCAGAGGCCUCAUGGAUUGCGAUGAAAGGUUUACGAAAGCUAAGCAAGUAGCAGUAUUGCAUUACGAAGGAGCGCCGGACGUUGAACCAGAAGGAGAUCCUACAUGGGAAGAAUUGCACAAUGAAGGACUGCAAUUAAACGCACUGAACAAAGGCGAAGAGGAAAAUGAAACGAUAAGCGUCGCCGAAAUGAGGUCGCUCCAGGGUUACGACGACAGUCUGAAAGAAAUCGCCGAUUAUCAGUUCUAUGUCGCUUAUGAUUUCUAUGCCAAGAAUAAUUCGCAUUUCCAUAGAUCGCCUUACUAUGGUUAUUACCAAGUUCCUCAUAAGGACAAUCGUUUAUAUACACCUCAACUCAACCACAUCAGUAUGAAGAUGCCAGCCAGCCCACUUCUUCUCGACAGACCCUCGCCAGACAACUUCUGCAACAUGUCAAGCAUCAGUGAGGAUUGCAAAGAAGGAUAUUGUGAAUGUUCACACGUCUUAUCAGUCAAGAAAAAUGCCGUAGUUGAAAUUAUCAUAGUCGAUGAAGGUGUAACUUUUGAUGCAAACCAUCCUUUUCAUUUACACGGACACAAUUUUAGAGUAGUAGGAAUGAGACGUCUAGCUAAUGAUACAACGAUAGAAGAAAUCAAAGCAUUUGAUGAGGCAGGGUUGUUAAAAAGAAAUUUGAAGAAUGCUCCACUAAAGGAUACUGUAACUGUACCAGAUGGGGGUUACACAGUUAUUAGAUUCAAAGCCGACAACCCUGGAUAUUGGUUGUUCCAUUGUCACAUAGAGUUUCAUGUUGAAAUUGGUAUGGCUUUGGUAUUUAAAGUUGGUGAACAUAAAGAUAUGGUUCCUGUACCACCUGGUUUUCCUCAAUGCGGUAAUUACAUCCCAGAUCAUAGUAUGGAAGCAACAGAAAAACCAAAGACAGAUAGUCAAUAUAUUUCUAUCAAUCAUUGGUGGCCUGUCGUAUUAAUGAACAAUAACAGUACUUCAUCUUCAUCUUGUUUAGAUUCUAUGAGUGCAUUAGUAGUUCUAUCUUUUGUUUGGUUAUUAAAAUUAGUUAUUGAUACUUAGAUAUUCAAAUUCAUUGUAUUUAUUUUUAAGAUUACAUUUCGUAAAACGAAAUCAUUGGUAUUAACAUAGAUAAGAUUAUUUUGUACUUACAAACUUCAGAUUCAAUCCAAUAUAUAUUAUGCGCUAGUUUAUUUAUAAUGUAUCAUUAAUAUUUAUUGGGCAGUACUUAUAUUUAUUAACCUUAUUAAACAAUGCCUUUCACGUGACUUCUUUCUCACGUCAUUAUUAAUCGGAAGAACCUAAAUCUUUAAUAAUUUUAUUUCUAUGUAGGAUAGAUUUGAAAUACGACCGAUAAGCAGGUUCUUAUGGUCUAUCAAGAAUAGUUUGCAAAGCGAAAAAUGAUUGUAAUACUUAGUAUUUAUAUAACAAAAUUUGUAUGAACAUUUGAAAUUAACAAUUAAGUAUAGAUGAAGAUUCUUAGUUGAACGUGCUUAUUUCAAGCUCUGAAGUAAU